This is a messenger RNA of Momordica charantia (bitter melon), 1133 nucleotides long. RefSeq names its product vacuolar protein sorting-associated protein 28 homolog 2. The record is from RefSeq and is a predicted model, not a curated record. Gene Ontology annotation, biological process: protein transport to vacuole involved in ubiquitin-dependent protein catabolic process via the multivesicular body sorting pathway. Lineage: Eukaryota; Viridiplantae; Streptophyta; Magnoliopsida; Cucurbitales; Cucurbitaceae. Gene Ontology annotation, molecular function: protein-containing complex binding. Gene Ontology annotation, cellular component: ESCRT I complex.
CACACGCAAUCGCAAUCCUCUCUCUCUCUUCAGAGUUUUUUCUUCUUCUCUCCUCCGACACGCCCACUGUAAACAGGAUUCACAAAACGCGUCCACCUCUGCUUUAAGGUGAAGAAGGCCCUUCUCUUUGCGCGUGUCCCGUUCUCUUCUCCAAUCCUCCACGAAACCAAAAAACCACCAUUUCUCUUCACAGUCCAUUUAUAUUCGCACCCGAAGAUUGCUUCAAUGGAGGUCAAGCUUUGGAACGACAAGCGCGAGAGAGAGAUGUACGACAAUUUUGCCGAACUCUACGCCAUUAUUAAGGCCACCGAGAAGCUCGAAAAGGCAUACAUCCGCGACAUAAUCCCUUCCUCCGACUACGAAACCGAGUGCUUCAAACUCAUCGCUCAUUUCAAAACCUUGGCCUCGACGCUCAAAGACACAGUCCCCAGCAUCGAACGCUUCGCAGACACUUACAAGAUGGACUGUCCGGCUGCGAUUAACCGUCUUGUGAACUCCGGUGUCCCUGCCACGGUGGAGCACAGGGCAGCCGCCGCCGCCUCCGCCACCACAUCCGCUGCCAUUGUGGCUGAGUGUGUCCAAAACUUUAUUACCGCCAUGGAUUCUUUGAAACUGAACAUGGUGGCAGUGGAUCAGGUGCAUCCUCUGCUCUCGGACCUCUCUGCUUCGUUGAACAAAUUGACCAUUCUGCCGGCGGAUUUUGAAGGGAAGACGAAGAUGAGGGAGUGGCUUGGACGGUUGUCGAAGAUGGGUGCAGCGGACGAGUUGACGGAGCAGCAGGCACGGCAGCUUCACUUUGAUCUUGAAUCUUCUUAUAAUUCGUUUAUGGCGGCUCUGCCGACUGCUGGUACUUGAAUUGAAUGUUAAAUGCCAGAGGAAAGUGAAAAAUACAUUGCAAUGGACCAAGAGCUGCAUUUCUUUUUGGGGCCACUUUAGUGGUGGGUGGGGUAUGUGAGGCUGGAUUUUGGUGGUUUAGUCUUUGGUUUAAUGCCUGGCCCAUCCCAUAUUUGUGGGGUUAGUUUCGCUAUAUUUUAGGCUCUCUCUUUGUUCAGAAAUGUACCUCAUUUGACCAAAAUAUUUGUUUGGAAACUGAGUACUGAAUUAUGUAUGUAAUUCUGAUUGUCGCUAGAAAA